Mercenaria mercenaria is the source of this 4930-nucleotide messenger RNA. RefSeq names its product zinc finger protein 845-like. Gene Ontology annotation, molecular function: DNA-binding transcription factor activity, RNA polymerase II-specific; RNA polymerase II transcription regulatory region sequence-specific DNA binding. The transcript is spliced from 2 exons. Lineage: Eukaryota; Metazoa; Mollusca; Bivalvia; Venerida; Veneridae. Bases 830 to 2599 code for a protein of 589 amino acids. Gene Ontology annotation, cellular component: nucleus. Gene Ontology annotation, biological process: regulation of transcription by RNA polymerase II. The record is from RefSeq and is a predicted model, not a curated record.
CUUUGUGAAGAUUCAAGUGUUUCGACAAUACGGUUUUUCAAGAUAACUUCAAUAUUAUUUUUCGAAGACAGGAAGUACUGUUAUUGCUCUAUAGUUUGUAGAAUCUUUAGCACUACCUUUAUUCUUAAAUACAGGUGAAAGAAGGCCAAUCUUCAUUGAUUCUGGAAUUUGACCACUUUGGAACGCUCCAUCAAUCAGAUUCAAUAAUGCUAAUUUAAAAUCAGAACCAGCAUACAUAACAUGUUCAGUUGUCAAACCGUAAUAAUCAGCUGAUUUACCUUUGUUUAUCUGCUUUAUUGCAACAUUAAGUUCUUUUUCACUAACAGGAGAUAUGGGAUAAUCUUUUACAACUUCUUGUAUGGCUCGAACUUCAAGUAUUACCUGAUUAUUGUAAUCUGAGUCAAACAUUUUACAGUUACUGUCUCGAGCAAGCUUUUCAAAAUGUUUUUUUAAACCCAUUUGUAAUUUCGUUACCCUUAAAAAUUUCUCUAUCGACAUUCAAAUCAUCAAUGAAAUUUUUCAGUGAACUUUUCCUUUGUUUAUUUACCAAAGAAUAAAUUAAUUUGGAAUUGCUGAUUCUUGCUUUUAGCAUGCGAUCACGUUCAAUGAAGUGUCUUCUGGCAUGCUCACAUCUUACAGAACUUCGAAAUGCUGACUUACACUGCUUUCUCUGUAUAUAUGCUGUGGGAUGCUUCGUUGGUUUGCCUGCGCUAGCCCAAAGACGUACUGCAACUCAGAGAUGUUUCAAGUUUUUGGAGAUUUCGGCGUUCCAUACUUGUAGGCGAGGUUGUGCCUUUCUCUGUUUACGAUAUAUGCACACAUUUCCAGGAUGUUCCAGCAUAAGAGAAUACAUACAAGACAGAAAGUGUUUGAUUCAAGCAGUAAUCUUAACACAGAUGUAAUAAAACGAAAGGAAAAUGAGCAUUUUAAAUGUGAUACUUGUGAUCGUGCAUUUAGUGCUAUGAAAAAUCUCAAACAGCACAUAAAAACACACAUAGGAGAGAAGGUUAUUGUAUGUGAUAUUGCAUGUAAGACAAGUAGUUAUCUUAAGACACAUAUGACAACACAUACAGGAGAGAAACGUUUUAAUUGUGGUGCUUAUGAUUUUGUUUGUAAUACAAGCGGUAAUAUGAAAACACAUAUGAGAAUGCAUUCAGGACGGAAACAGUUUAAUUGUAACGAAUGUGCUUAUGCAUGUUUUAAAAUGAGUGCGUUGAAGGUUCAUAUGAGAGUACACACAGGGGAGAGACCAUUUAAAUGUGACGUCUGUCAUCGUGCAUUUAGUGCAAGGAAUGUUCUGACGAAACACAAGACGAUACACACAGGAGAGAAAAACUUUAAAUGUGCUGUUUGUGAUUAUGUAUGUACUAGGAGAAGUUCUUUGUACAAUCAUAAGAAAAUACACACAGGUCAGAAACCUUUUAAAUGUGAUUUUUGUGAUUAUGCAUGUAAUUCAAGCAGUCAUCUAAAGACACAUAUGAGAAAACAUACAGGAGAAAAACCUUUUAAAUGUGGUAUUUGUGGUCAUGCUAGUGGCGAUAGCUCUACGCUGAGGAAACAUAAGCAGAGACAUACAGGAGAAAAACCCUUUAAAUGUGACGUUUGUGACCAUGACAGUAGUAAUAGCUCUACCAUGAAGAGACAUAUGAGAAUACAUACAGGACAAAAGCCCUUUAAAUGUGAUGUUUGUGAUUAUGCAUGUAGUGAUAGCUGUGUGCUGAAGACACAUAUACGGAGACAUACAGGGAAAAAGCCCUUUAAAUGCGAUGUUUGUGAGUAUGCCGGUUGUUCAAAAGAUGAUCUGAGGAAACAUAUCCUGCUACAUACAGGGCUAAAACGGUUUAAAUGUCCUGUUUGUGACUAUGCAUGUUGUUCAAAAAGUGACAUAAAGAAACAUAUGCGAAGACAUACAGGAGAAAAACCCUUUAAAUGUGAUGUUUGCGAUUAUGCGUAUUGUUCAAGAAGUGUUCUGAAGACACAUAUUCUGAAACAUACAGGACUAAAACCUUUUAAAUGUCAUGUUUGUAACUAUGCAUGUUGUUCAAGAAGUGCCAUGAGGAGACAUACGCGUAGACACACAGGAGAAAAACCCUUUAAAUGCGAUGUCUGCGAUUAUGCCAGUAGUGAAAGCUCUGUGCUGAAGACACAUUUGCAGACACAUACAGGAGAAAAACCCUUUAAAUGUGAUGUUUGCGAUUAUGCAUGUUGCUCAAGAAGUGUUAUGAAGACACACGUUCUGAUACAUACAGGACUAAAACCUUUUAAAUGUCAUGUUUGUAACUAUGCAUGUUGUUCAAAAAGUGCCAUGAGGAGACAUACGCGUAGACACACAGGAGAAAAACCCUUUAAAUGCGAUGUCUGCGAUUAUGCCAGUAGUGAAAGCUCUGUGCUGAAGACACAUAUGCGGACACAUACAAGAGAGAAACCCUUUAAAUGUGAUGUUUGUGAUUUUGCAAGUAGUUAUAGCAGUGUGCUGAAGACACAUAUGCGGACACAUACAGGAGAGAAACCCUUUAAAUGUGAUGUUUGUGAUUUUGCAAGUAGUUAUAGCUCUGUGCUGAAGAAACAUAUGCGGACACAUACAGGAGAGAAACCCUAAAAAUGUGAUGUUUGUGAUUUUGCUUUUUAUUCGAAAUACUGUCUGAAGAGACAUGUUAUUACAACACAUACUGGAGAGGAGUGCUUUAACUGUGAUGUGUGUGGUCAUGACGAAACAUACUGAAGAGAAAGAUGUUAAUAAUAAUGUCUAGGAUUCUUUAGAGAAAGAAAUUUAGAGAUGAUACUUCAGAUUAUAACUGGUUUCAAAAUAUAAGAAGCCCGCCCGCUUAGCUCAGUAGGUAAGAGCGUUGGUCUACGGAUCGCGGGGUCGCGAGUUCGAUCCUUGGGCGGGGCGUAUGUUCUCCGUGACUAUUUGAUAAACGACAUUGUGUCUGAAAUCAUUAGUCCUCCACCUCUGAUAAUUCAUGUGGGGAAGUUGGCAGUUACUUGCGGAGAACAGGUUUGUACUGGUACAGAAUCCAGGAACACUGGUUAGGUUAACUGCCCGCCGUUACAUGACUGAAAUACUGUUGAAAAACGGCGUUAAAACCAAAACGAAAACGAAACGAAACAAAAUAUAAGAGGAUAUCUGUUUGUUAGCUCACCUGAGCAUGAAAUAACCAAGGAGGGCUAUUGUGGUCAGUGAUUGUCCAGCCUCGGUCUUCGUACCUUGUCCGUCAACAUUUUCCUUCCUUUAAAAAAUAUCUCCUCCUAAACCACUAGAGACAUGUUCCUCAGAUAGUUUUUCUUUAAUCUCAAGGUUAGCUUUUGUGAUCGCCCUGUGUCCGUCGUUGUCCGUCCGUUCGUCCAUCUGUCGUCAACAAUUUGACUGUUAACACUCUAGAGGUCACAGUUUUGACCUAAUCUUAAUGAAACUUGGUCAGAAUGUUACCCUCAAUAAAAUUUUGGACGAGUUUAAUAUUGGGUCAUCUGGGGUCAAAAACUAGGUCACCAGGUCAAAUCAAAGGAAAAGCUUGUUAACACUCUAGAGGUCACAAUUUUGGCCCAAUCUUUAUGAAACUUGGUCAGAAGGUUACCCUUAAUAAAAUCUUAGACGAUUUCUAUAUUAGGUCAUCUGGGGUCAAAAACUAGGUUACCAGGUCAGAUCAAAGGAAAAGCUUGUUAACGCUCUAGAGGUCACAAUUUUGGCCCAGUCUUAAUGAAACUUGAUUAAAAUGUUAUCCUCAAUAAAAUCUUGGAUGAGUUUGACAUUGGGUCAUCUGGUGUCAAAAACUAGGUCACCAGGUCAAAUCAAAGGAAAAGCUAGUUAACACUUUAGAGGCCAUAUUUAUGACCAUAUCUUAAUGAAACUUGGUCAAAAUGUUAAUCUUGAUGGUCUAUAGCUAAAGUUUAAAUCUGGAUGAGGUGGGGUUAAAAACUAGGUCACUAGGUCAAAUCAAAGGAAAAGCUUGUUAACACUCUAGAGACCAUAUUUAUGAUCAUAUCUUAAAGAAACUUGGUCAAAAUGUUAAUCUUGAUGGUCUAUAGCUAAAGUUCAAAUCUGGGUUAGGUGGGGUCAAAAACAAGGUCACCAGGUCAAAUCAAAGGAAAAGCUUGUUAACACUCUAGAGGGCAUAUUUAUGACUAUAUCUUUAUGAAACUUAUUCAGAAUGUUAAACUUGAUGAUCUUUAGGAUAAGUUCGAAUCUGGGUCAUGUCGGGUCAAAAACUAGGUCACUAGGUCAUAUUAAAGGAAAAGCUUGUUAACACUCUAGAGGCCAUAUUUAUGACUGUAUCUUCAUGAAACUUAGUCAGAAUGUUAAACUUGAUGAUCUUUAGGUAAAGUUUGAAUCUGGGUCAUGUUGGUUCAAAAACUAGGUCACGGAGUCAAAUCAAAGGAAUAGCUAGUUAACACUAGAGGCCACAUUUAUGACCAUAUCUUAAUAAAACUUGGUCAGAAUGUUGAUCCUGAUGAUCUUUAGGUCAAUAGGUCAGGUGAGCGAUACAGGGCCUUCAUGGCCCUCUUGUUUCCAAUUUUCUAGUAUUACAUGAGGUUUCAUAAAUUUAAACACAGUUCUCUACAAAAUUAAUGAUACUCCUGGUAUUUCAUGCCUUGGUGUCAGUAAGAUCUUGUGAAGAGUGAUUCAAGAAAUUAAUUUGACAUCAAUGGGCAAAUACUAAUAACAAUGAAAAUGAUAUUCAUUUAUUCUUAUUGUAAUAUAAUUGAUAAUAGUCUUGAUCCAGUCAGUUGUACACUUAUUAAAACAAUAAUAAAUUUAAAGUAAUUUUAAUUAUUAUGAAUACAAUUAUAACACAGAAUAUGACUCUUGUACAAUAAUGUAUUUAUAAGUGAUAUAGUUUUGAAAAACAUAGACUGAUAACAGUGAAAACAAUAUAGAUAUCAAAAUAAUAACUAAUAAGAUGGAUUAUCAUUUAUAUAACUUGGUAUGAAG